Molecule: messenger RNA, 213 nt
Organism: Anoplophora glabripennis (Asian longhorned beetle)
Lineage: Eukaryota; Metazoa; Arthropoda; Insecta; Coleoptera; Cerambycidae
Exons: 1
Source: RefSeq, a predicted model, not a curated record
GAAAGGGGCGCCUGUAUCCAGCGUAUAGCCUGAGCGGAUCAGAAGGAGAGGACUCGCCGCGCAGAUACGGCUCCCAGCACACGUACCAGCACCCUCUCUAUCAACAGCCCGCAGGCCUCAGCGACACCCCCACCUCCGAGAACGCUUCGGACGCCACCCUCACCGAUUCCGAGCUGGCUCUGGCCAGGGAUUCCACACUGCUCGUACACAACG